AUGGCGGACCUAGCCAGAGGCAUUGCCAGGCCCCUCGGUAGGGUACCCAGCCGCUCGGGAGGCAGCCCGCCCGCCCCGCGCCCGCUCCCCAUUAACUCCGGGGGCGGCGCCGAGUCGCCCAGGUCUUUAAACCUCCGCCCGGCUUCUCCCGCGCCGGCCGGGGCCGCCGUGGAGGAAGGCACGGGCGCUAGCUGUCGGGGGGAGCGUCCGCCUGCAGGGGCCGCGCCCCUGCCCGGCCCGAGGCCCUGGGUUUCCCUCAGUGUCCUGGCGCUGCGCUCGGGAGGAGGGACGCGGCUGGGGCCGCCCAUCCCGUGCGCGACGGUCCGCGGCAUGCAUGGGUACGGCGGUCCCGACGGCGCACCGGCACAGGGCCGGCCUGCGACCGGCGGGCCGGCUGGGAGGGCUUCCGAGGCCGGGCGCCCGCUCAACGACGCACCCGUGCGGGACCGAGAAGAACCCCCUCGGCGCCUCCUUCCCCCUCCCCCCGGCCCAUGGACCCCCGCCCCCUUUCCAGCACGCGCUCAAAUGGGGGGGAGCGGGAGGGGUGGGCGUGGAGCUGCCCAAGGCGAACGCAGCGUCCCCCACCCGAAGAUGAUGGCCCAGCCGGUGCCGCCACCAAACGCGGCCGGCCCGGAGGCCGCGUGCCCGCCGAAGGGGACUCUGCUCUCCCCUCCCCGUCCCUUUCCAGUCCCUCCCCAGUCCCCUCUCAGUCUAACGAGUGCCUCCCAGGCCCCCCCCCAGCAUCGAGGGUCUGGAGUCCCCCCAGGUCCAUGCUGGGGACACCCUGAGGCUGCUCUGCAUUGUGCGGGGAGGGAACGCCCCCCAGUCUGUACUGGGGCAAGACCCCCCUGCAGAGGGGAGGAUCUUGGCAAGCUCGUGGGUGGUGGAGAACAGCAGCAUGAGCCUGAGCUGCUCCAGCGGCCCCAGGAACGCCCCAGGAACCCCCCAGGGCGGCUGUGCUGGUGGCUGGCAGGGGAGGAGCUGCAGCCCAGCAACAGCGCAGCCCUGCCGGGUGGUGGCACUGUAUCCAAUGUGAGCAUCGUGGGGCAGUGCCAGCUGCAUGGGUGCCCUCUGCUGUGCGAGGCUGUAACUGCAGACCUGGGCAGCCGCAGCGCCAGCAUCCUGCUGUCCUGCUGGGCGACACCUUUCCUCAGCCGUGGCUGUCUGCCGUGCUCCUGCCUUGUCUCUAAAUGCCCUGCACGAUUGAAGUGCCUGAAAGCUGAGGGGAAGGUGCUUGGAGAGUACAGGCCCUCAGUGGUGUGCGGUGCUGGUGCUGCCAAGGCAGGCUUUGAGCAGGCUGUGUGAAGGAAGCAGCUGUCCAGUGCUGGCAGAAGCUGGAGUGGAAGCUGGAAGCCCAGCACAGGUCUCUCCAGCAAGCAUGAAAUGAGCUGAAGGAGCAUCAGGAGCAGCAUGGCCAUUCCGCCAGGCAGCAGGAUGUUUCAGCCAAGCACAAGCUCAUGCAGGAGGAGCAGAUCCUGAGGAACAUCUCCCAUGAGACACAGGUGGCAAAAGAGGCUCAGUCAGCACCACUCAGUUUGGGGCUGUGGUGGAGGGUUGCAAAGCCCUCUUGCAAAGCCCUCAUUUGGACAGAAUUGUGCCUCAAAGGACCAUCAAUCACGAGGUCAAAACCUUGUGCCGCCGCCGCAUGACUACAGCCAUGGCACCAGCUGCUGUUCUUAGCUGUGGGAGAAUUUCUCCUGCAGCGGGGCAUAAGCUGUAAACAUGAGAUUUUGUUAUGGGAAAAGGACCUUGAGUUAGAAGGCACUGUGAGCACCCUACGCACACCUGCUAGGGGCUGACCCUGCCAGCCUCUCAGGGUGGGACCACAGGUUGUUUUUAUAAGUAAUAACCUAUCUGUGCCUUACACAUAACUUUGAGCCAAUCGGUAUUGUUCACUUGUGCCAGCAUCAUUUUGGCUGGAUACACCUUCCUCUGAAGGUUGCAUUGCCCUAAUAAGGGGGCACUUGCACGGGCAUUCGCACUAGCAAGCAGCUCUCACACACACCACACCGCAUCGCACUGCACGGCACUGAUUGAACUGAUCGCAUUCGUCAGUGCCCCAAUCCACGCCUCGCCAGCAUC
Pogoniulus pusillus (Red-fronted tinkerbird) is the source of this 2082-nucleotide messenger RNA. Its product is annotated as basic proline-rich protein-like. The transcript has 8 exons. Lineage: Eukaryota; Metazoa; Chordata; Aves; Piciformes; Lybiidae. Bases 1 to 1305 code for a protein of 434 amino acids. The record is from RefSeq and is a predicted model, not a curated record.